AUGGAGUUUCCAAAUGAUUCUGGUAAUCCUGGAUUUUUUCCCUUGUUUUUACAGGUGACCUGUAACUGUUUCACCAUCAGUAAUGGAGAGAUGCAGGAUGUUGGUGUUGGCCUGUAUCCCAGCAUGUCUUUACUGAACCACAGCUGUGACCCAAACUGCGUGAUCAUUUUUGAAGGAUACCAGCUUCUACUUCGCUCUGUCCGAGAGAUCCAGAUUGGUGAAGAGCUCACCAUCAGCUAUAUUGAAUCACUGAUGCCCAGCAGUGAACGCCAAAAGCAUCUGAUGCGCCAGUAUUGCUUUGAAUGUGACUGUCCUCUCUGCCAGAAUCAAGAGAAGGAUGCUGAGAAAUUGGCUGGUGAAGAGCAUGCCUGGAAAGAAGUCAAAGAUGCUGUAAAUGAAGUGAGAUAUCCAAAAUCAAAAGAAGAGUGGGAACAGGUUCUGGCAAGAUGUCAGAAUCUCUUGAGCAGCAAUAUGGGUCGUCUUCCAGACACAAAUAUCUAUCAGCUGAAAAUGCUUGACUGUGCCAUGGAUGCCUGUAUUAACCUUGAAUCCUGGGAAGAAGCUUUGUAUUAUGGCAGCAGGACUCUGGAACCAUACAGACUGUAUUAUCCUGGUUUCCAUCCGCUGAGGGCUGUCCAGCUGAUGCGAGUGGGCAAACUGCAGUACAGUCAAGACAUGUUUCCUCAAGCGCUGGAGACCUUGAAGCAGCUUGGCCUGAAGACAGUACAUGCACCGUGCGAUUCCCCCUCUCGUCUCUCGGCCCACCUCCAGUGGCUGACACAGCCUCCUCGUUGCCUUUGCCAGGUGCUGCAGAAAGCCAACUGGCCCAGAUACUUGCCUGUUGCUGCUGGGCAGGAGCGGGCCCCAGUGCUGGCCCCAGUGUUGGAAAGAAGUGCGGAAGAUGGCU
Leptosomus discolor (cuckoo roller) is the source of this 907-nucleotide messenger RNA. The record is from RefSeq and is a predicted model, not a curated record. Lineage: Eukaryota; Metazoa; Chordata; Aves; Leptosomiformes; Leptosomidae.